Molecule: messenger RNA, 4487 nt
Organism: Homalodisca vitripennis (glassy-winged sharpshooter)
Lineage: Eukaryota; Metazoa; Arthropoda; Insecta; Hemiptera; Cicadellidae
Product: transcription factor SOX-10-like
Exons: 6
Coding region: 105-1109 (334 amino acids)
Biological process (GO): regulation of transcription by RNA polymerase II
Cellular component (GO): nucleus
Molecular function (GO): DNA-binding transcription factor activity, RNA polymerase II-specific; RNA polymerase II cis-regulatory region sequence-specific DNA binding
Source: RefSeq, a predicted model, not a curated record
UGACCAUCGAUAGUGGUGGUCAUAUCGAGUGGUGGCGCGACUCGCGAGUGCGUGAGGAGUGGUGUCAACAGUCAGUCAGUGCGAGUGCGGUGGUCGAGGCAGUUAUGCACCAUCAGGAAGACGCUAACGGGACCCGCCCCGUGGUGACCAUCACGGCGUCAGCGGCGGCGAGCGUCGCGGCGGCGGCCAAGGCAGCGAUAGCCCGCUCUCCUAGUCCUGACAAUGUAGAAAUCAACGAGGCGGUCAGCAAAGUGCUCCAGGGCUAUGAUUGGACACUCGUGCCGGUGGCGAGCAAAUCAUCCUCAGACAAGAGGAAGAGUCAUGUGAAGAGGCCGAUGAACGCGUUCAUGGUGUGGGCGCAGGCGGCAAGGCGCAAGCUAGCGGACCAGUAUCCGCAGCUUCACAACGCACAGCUCAGCAAGACGUUGGGUCGACUAUGGAAGCUGCUGAGUGACUCAGACAAGAGACCCUUCCUAGAGGAGGCGGAGCGGUUGCGACUCAUCCACAAGAAGCAGUAUCCCGAUUACAAGUACCAGCCCAGGCGACGCAAAGUCAGUAAGCCCAUGGUAGGAGCUGGACCUCCCAAGUCACCUCCCAUUCUCGGACACCCCCAAGUCAUGCUCAAGCCACUACAUGGAGUUAUGUUUAGGACCAUGAAGAGUGAAGAUUGCAGUUUGAGCGCGGAUGAUACAUGUAGUCCCCAUAGCCAAGGUCCCCCCACGCCCCCCACCACUCCCAACAGGGGGCCCUUGUCGCAGAGGCCGCACCACAUGGGGUCUUCCAUGGGGUCUCUCCCCCUCAGCUGCUCCCAGACCUCAGGAUCGGAGCUGUGUGAAGGCACCUCAGUCCCCAGCUUGGAUAUGGAGCUGCCGGGGGUGAUGGACGACCCCCAAGUGGAUUACCAGGAGCUCGAGCAGUACCUCCAGUACCACCCCGCGCCUGCACACUACCCCGAGUACACACAAGGAGUUUACCACGAACUGCAGCCCAGCAAGCCGCCCUACCAACCCACCCACUCUCAAGUCAACCUCAACUGGAACAACCAGUACCUGCCCUCGUACCAGUACCUCCAGCAGCGGUCCACGGACAGCUCUUGGCCUAACUACUGACCUCGCGGUCUUCUUCUUCCUCCUCAGAGGCCGGGGACACCGUAUUUGUGACCUUCCUGUGUCCAAGCUCUGCUUUUGUUGAUAAGAACUAAACUAUUCAGUCACGCAAUUUAUGUUAAUAUGUUAAAAUUAAAGGUUUUUGUGAAAUUUAUGGAACUGUUUGUAGCAAAUAGAGAUGCAUUUGGUACAAUGUUACAUACCUCAAGAAUAUUCACAUGUGUUUUAUUUUACGUGUUUCGCAUCACCAUCAAUGUGUAAGAAUCAGUUCAUAUAAUAUGAAACACCUUAAUUGUAAUGGGAUCAUGUACACUCUUUGGCAUAAUCACUCAAUUAUCGUGUUCUACAUUCCCUAAAGGAUGCGAUGCCAUGAACAAUGUUUGAAAUCAUCGCAUACAAGUCGACGCUUUAAUUAUUGUAGCCAAUCACAGAUUUUUGAAUGACGCAAUAACAUAUAAAUACUGAUCCAGCAUUCUGUGGCAUGCCAAAUGACAUUUAACAGACGUGAAAAUCAAUCCAAAAGUAAUAUAAAUAAACUUAAUUGAAAAUCAUUAUUGGUAUUUAAAUACACCAGCUAUCGUACUCUUGACAUUGUGAUAUAACCGUUAUUCGUGUAAAAAUAUUAAUUAAUAAUUAUUUGGUCCUUGACAAAUUAUUUUGUGUGUUUUUUUUUUUAAUUCCGUAUAUAACCAAACUUGAUGUUGUACAUUACAUCUGGACUUUACACUCCAACAGUGCAAUUGUGGGUUUUUUUAAAUUGUUGCAAAAUCCCCGGCUUCUUAAGGACUAUCAGAGGUUGUACGUGAACUAUCCAACUCAAAGGUUAAAUGUUUUAUUUUUGUUCAUGAAAAUAUUUUUUUCUCCAUUCUUCAAUUACUGUAUAUAGAAUUACGACAGUGAAAACAUAAAACUUUGAUUUCCAAUCCUACUAAAAAGACUGAACAUUAUAAUGUUUGGAAAAUUUUUUAGCAUUUAAUGGUUUUUGGAGUUGUUUAAAUAAUACAUGAACAGCAAUGGUGUAUUUUAUGUCACACAAUAAGACUAUAACUUUAGCAGCAACGCUUUUAAGUGUUAUUCAAUCCGUUUGACUGAAAACGACAACAUAUGUUAUAACUUUCAUCAACCUCUGAUAGACUUGUAUUCUUGAUAAUUUUGUAUGUAAUUAUAUUAUAUUAAAGACUAGUUUAUUUCUGUACCAUGUAUGAUAUGUGUUUCUAGUUUGAAUUUCAGGUAGAUAAGUAGUUUAGACAACAUGACACGAGAUACUGUUAAGCUGUGUUUUGAAAUUCUGCAAAGUUAUCGAAUAAGAUAUGAUUACUUAAAUCUCACUUGUUGUUUGUGUUCAUGCUGAAUUGUUUAUUAUUACAUUUAAUACUGAAUCUCAUCUUUCUACACAUUUAUGUAGAACCUAUUAUUGAAUCUCUCUUGUUUUUAAUGUUUGUGUUUCUAAUUUUGAAUCUCUUCUGUUUUAUAUGUUCACGUUGAGAAACACUUUGAAUCUCCUUUGUUCUUCGUGUUCAUGUUGAACUUGAUACUGAAUCUCGAAAGAGUGCCAAUACACGCAUCGAUAGUAAUUUUAUUUAUUUUCUAUUUUAAGGUAAACGAAACUCGUGAAGCUGGUAGCAUUUUAAACACUGCCGCAACCAUCAAUCUCUUUUAUCCUAUACGGGGAAAGGUAUAUGCAUUGUACUACUAAAGUAGUCCCAUGCCUUUCUACUCAUAUAGGAAAAAUUAUAGGUAUAAUUUAUUGUGACAUUGAUGUCUAGUUCAGUAUCUAGAGUUAUGACAAGUUGCCUUGGCACCAAAAAUUUAAAAUUAUUUUAGAAAACUCCAUGUUAACUUAAAUUCCAAGUUCGUUUUAUCGUUCAAUGAUUUUUUUAUAACAGAUUUUUAUACGUUUCUUUAGGCAUCAAAUCAUAAAUGUUAUAUAUCGAUAUCAUAGCAUGUGUUCAUUACGAAUUGUCUAUGAAACAUACCUGAAAUUGGAUUUAUUAUUGUUUUAUUAAGAUAUUUAACUUUACCACGCAUUUUAAUAACCAACAUUUAUACUACAGCAUUAUCUUUUUUUUUAAAUCGUUAAAGUUGAUGAAAACGUUUUUGAAAAUUGGUGUUUAGGUGAUUGCAACCAUUAAAUAUGCCAUCAAAGUACAAAAACUAAUUUAAUUGGACAUGGUUGAAAAAUGUAUAAAUAUGUUUUAUGUUUAUGAAUUAUAAACUCUAUUAUAAUCAUAUAGGAAUAUUACAAAAUAAUUAUUUGAACCUCGAUUGAUAAUAACCUGAAGUCUCUUUCUUAGUCUGUUCGGAACAUAUCACAAUUAUAAGGCCAGACAUGUUGUGUGCCAGUUUUAUAACUAAUAUUGGUUCAGCCUUAUUUUCCAACAGUGCCUUAUACAAGCACCUUAGAUCCUACGAAGGUGCACUUGUAGAUCAGAUAGUAUGGAGUACGGAAAAGAUGUAUAUCUUUAGAAAAAAUAAUACUCUGAAAUUCCGUUAGUGCCCAUUCAGAUUUGUUUAUUCCACAGCCAACAAAAUUUAUUCAUUGAGAAAUCGAUUCUGAUUUUUUUAGAUCUGAAAAGUUUUACGAAUGUGUUCCUAAAGAAUAAUGUUCUUAUUAUUAAAAGACACGUAAAAAUGUAAUUCGUUAAUAUACUAUUAUUUAAUGUGACAUUCUAUGCAUAAGAAAUAAAAUAAAAUUAAGCCAUCACUUAAGUUAUUCUCGAUUUUAAAGAGAACUUUCCAGACCACAUUUUGAUUCAGACGUUGCACACUUGCUUAUUGAAAUAUCUCCUUUACCUAUGAGAGGAGAAAUGUUAUACGAAAAUAUUGAACUUAAAAUUGCAACUUGCAAAAUUUGCAAUGUAUAAUUUAAUAUUUCACUCUUGUUCCAUAGGUACAAAUUGAACAGAGUAAAUGAUUACAUAACAGAUCUUAAUAAAUGGUUGCCUGAAGGUGAUAGCGAUAAGUCGUGCCUUACUAAUUCUGAUUUUAUCCCAUCGUAUUAUUAUUUUAAUUUUAUCAGUGCAUUAUUUAUUGUUGUAACUUGGACUCUUCUGUUAUUAUUUACCAUAGAACAGAGUAGAUUUGUAUCAAUCUUUCCAGGGUGAAAUAUUCUAAUAAUUAAUAACUGUGACAAAUUGUGAAAAAUGUGUUUUGACAUUAUACUUUUCCAAUUUUUAAUAAUAAUGUUAAUAUUUAAAAUGUGCAAUUACAAAGAAAUGUUAAACAUUUAGUUUAAUGUAUUGUUGAUAGAAUAUAUACCCAGUGUUACGAAAGAUAGAAACAAUAUCGCAUUUUGUUAUGUACAUAGUAUUAUGAGCGUUACAUUGUUAAGCUGUAGAUUUGUAGUAAGUUCUGUUUAUAAUAAAUCUGUUUUAUAGUGAG